CGAAAACAACAUGGCGGCUAACUAGGCACGAUGUUCGGAGUUCUCAGAAAUAAUGAGUGUGUUAUGGCUAAGAAGUUGCCACAAAUCCUUGCUGCCCAGGGGAGAUAUUGCUACAUGAAUCUGUAAGAGACGAAGACUAACAUCAAGAUGUAUAGUGCAACAGAUCCUGUGAAGAACAUGGCUGAUUAUAGAGCAGGACGCCUCCAUCCAAGCAGCUCUCUCUCAUCAAUUGCCUCAGUCGACAGGGAUCGAGACUUAAAACCAUUCAGCCGAGCCAUACAUCAGGCUAACUCCCCUCCUUAUGACCCGUACCCUGCCCUGAGAUCCAUGUACCGACCAGACGUGACAGACGACGGUGACGAGGAUAAUAAAUCAUUGUCUCUGAAGAAAAGGCGCAAGAAAAGAGGACAGAUAACAGCCAAUUUGAGUGGUACUCGAUAUGACAUAAUCCGUCAGAUGGUUGAACAUCUUGGGUACACUGUAACUAAAGAAGAUGAUCCCUCCAGCUUUCUUAUUUGGAAUGAUGCAUUUGUAUCAACAGAGAAGAUCUCUGAGCUAAAGCCUUUCCAGCAUAUCAAUCAUUUCCCUGGAAUGGGUGAGGUCACGCGCAAAGACUGCCUGGCCAGAAAUAUGACUAAGAUACAGAAGGUGCUGAAAGAGGAGUAUUCAUUUUCACCUCUUACCUGGGUGUUACCAGGGGAUACCACUGCUCUCAUAAAUUAUGCCAAGGACCUGAAAGCCAAGAAAAAAUACAGGACAUUUAUAGUGAAGCCACCAAAUGGAUCCCAGGGACAUGGGAUUGGUUUGUACAGAAAUGUGGAAAAGAUCCCUCCAAAUGAACCAUACAUUGUACAAGAGUACAUAGAUAAACCCCUGCUGAUAGAGGGCUACAAGUUUGAUCUGAGGAUCUAUGUGCUUGUGACCUCAUGUGACCCUCUGCGGAUCUUCCUGUAUAAGGAUGGUUUGGUUCGGCUGAGCACAGAGAAAUACCUACCCCCUCAGGAGAAUAACCUGAAUCGGCUCUUUAUGCAUCUGACGAACUAUUCCAUCAACAAGCACAAUGAAUUUUAUGAGAAGGGUUCGACCACCGAAACUGGCAGCAAGAGAUCCAUACAAUUUUUCAACGAUUACCUCAGGCGUAAUGACUACGAUGUAGUUUUGCUGUGGAAGAACAUUUCUGAUCUCAUAAUAAAGACAAUGGUGGUGUCAAUGCCACAUGUGCUGCAUGCUUACCGCAUGUGUCGGCCUGGUGCUACAGCCAACAGCGAUAGUGUCUGCUUUGAGGUGCUCGGAUUUGAUGUGAUCAUAGACCGCAAAUUAAGGCCAUGGCUGUUAGAGAUCAAUCGUUCUCCAAGUUUUGGUACUGAUGAGAAGAUAGAUUUUGAUAUCAAAUCUGGUGUAAUCGAAGAUGCUCUCAGACUGUUGAAUAUCAAACCUACUGAUAAGAAGCGAAAUUUAGCUAGACAGAAAGCUGAGGCUCAGAAGAGGCUAUUGCGACCCUCAAAAAGAUCCGAGAUGAGUGGCGACUUGUCUGAGGCUGAGAAAAAAAGGCUGAGUUUAGAGAAGAGGAAAGAAGAAUUGAAAGACCUUCUUAGCCGAAUCAGGAAAAAUGCCGCUCGUGAAGAGUUUGAGAACAAACACAGUGGUGGUUUCCGGCGAAUCUUUCCAACAGCAGAUCGUCACUGCCAGGAGAUGUACACCAGGCUUAUUAUGACUUCGUUUCAAACUUUCCUGUCAAGUCGCGCAGCUUCCAUGCAGCGGGAGAUUGAGCUGGUCUACAACAACAAACUACGGGAGCAGCAGGUCCUAGACAUGUUGGCAGAAUGCCAGACGGACGAUGAGAAAUGCUCCCAGUCUUAUCAAAGCAGAGACCCGAAGCCUUUGUCCAGCAUGCCCUCCAUUGCGCCACAGCCUGAAUAUAAUGAGGAUGACGAUGAUGAUUUUGAUGAAGAUGAUGAUGAUGAUGAUGUGGCUCCACAGAAGCCUCGCAGGGGGCAGGCACAUAAAUAUGGCCUUUAUCCUGGGUCAGCCCUCUCUGCCUCCAGACAGACACAGCAAAAGGCCACUGCCACUCGCUCCCGUCCUAACUCUGCCCAGCGGCCGUUGUCAGGGCGACCAGAGUCAAGGCCACUCAGUCAGGCAUCACGAUCAAGGUCUGUGGGCAGAGUAUCAAAACCAGCACCUGUUAUUCCCAAUAUGGAGGACCCUCUGGCAGUGUUGAGAGAGGAAGAGCUCGCUGAGAAAACGCUUCUCGCUCUGAACGAUAUGCGCAUCAAAUUCCCAGGGAAAAACGACAGUGAGGCAGAGUGGAUACUGGAUAAGCUACAUGAAAACUGGAAGUUCCACAAGCCUCGGAUAGCAUCCUAUUGGCUGGUGAAGUUAGACUCCAUUAAGAGAAGGAAGGUGAUUGAUAUUGUGCGGUCUAAUGUCCGUGCUGUCAUACAGAAAGUGUGGAAACUGGGUGAUAUUGACAACUUGCGACUGAUGCGAGUGAUCAAUCGAGUGUUCAAUAGAUUGUUAUGGAGCCAUGGCCAGGGCCUCUGGAACUGUUUCUCACCUUCAGGGAAUUCGUGGGAGACAAUCUUCAGCAAAAGCUCUGACACUAUCUCAGCCACAGAGAUGAACUGUUGUCGGCGUAUAGUGCAGCUGUGUCGCGACUGUUUGCUGAUUGUCUAUCAGUUUGCCGCUGAGGCUAAGACAGGGGCCAGCGUACAGGGUGGGGAAGUUCACCAGUCAGGCACCAGCGUACAGAGAAAACUGUUAAGUGGUGAUGGUGAGGGUGUGGGCUCAAACUGGAACAGGAAUCGAGCUGUGGGGCAGAGGGUCGCUCAACUCUACCACACCCGGGCAGAGUCCUUAGGCACCUCCUGACCUGUCUGCAGGGUCAAGUCCACAAGGUCAUAGUCUCACCAUCAAAGUCCAAGUCAAGGCUCAGCUAUCAAGGUCAUGAUGCAACUUUCAGGGUCAAAGACUAGCUUUCAAAUAACACGGCCACCUCUCACUGUCAUAAUUAGUUGCCACAGUCUCCUUCUUAGUUACUGCUAGACUAGAACAUAUGAUACAGUCUGCACUGUCUGCAAAACUAUGUUCUGCUAUUGUGCUGUCCUCUCAGGCUGUUGUAUAAAAACAGCACAGUGAGUUUGCUGUAUUGGCUACAUACAUAGGUGGAUAUGAAAUCCCAUUUUCCUGUGCAUGAAGUAAUAUGAAAAUGUCACAUCCAGCUUGCAUGUAGGAAUGGACAUCACAUCCAGCUUGCAUUUAGGAAUGGACAUCACAUCCAGCUUGCAUGUAGGAAUGGACAUCACAUCCAGCUUGCAUGUAGGAAUGGACAUCACAUCCAGCUUGCAUGUAGGAAUGGACAUCACAUCCAGCUUGCAUGUAGGAAUGGACAUCACAUCCAGCUUACAUGUAGGAAUGGACAUCACAUCCAGCUUGCAUGUAGGAGUGGACACCCCAUCAGGCUUACGUGUAGUAAUGCACUUGUCACGUCUAGCUUACAUGUAGUAAUGCACAUGUCACAUCUAGCUUACAUGUAGAAAUGGACAUGUCACAUACAGCUUACAUGUAGUAAUGGACAUGUCACACCAAACCUAUAUGUAGUAAUGGACGUCACAAUCAGCAUACAUGUAAUAAUUGACAUGUCAUGCCCAGCCUAUAUGUAGUAAUGGACAUGUCACAAACAGCAUACAUGUAGUAAUGGACAUUUGACGACCAGCCUAUAUGUAGUAAUGGACAUGUCACACCCAGCCUACAUGUAGAAAUGGACAAGCCACACCCUGCCUAUGUGUAGUAAUGCACAUCACUCCCUGCCUACAUGUAGAAAUGCACGUCACGCCCUGCCUACAUGUAGAAAUGCACGUCACGCCCUGCCUACAUGUAGAAAUGUACGUCACACCCUGUCUACAUAUAGUAAUGGACAUGUCACACCCUGCCUACAUGUAGAAAUGGACAAGCCACACUCAGUGUUACUAUAUUAAUGGGCAUAGUUAUUUAUGAUGCUCUUGAAGUCGAGCACUAGGUUUGACUAUUCAUGUUAUAAAGCACAUGCCCUAUAAUGUAAACUGCUGCUGCAACUACCAUUGUGUGAGAGUAUUGAUAGUUUUGGGGCAGAAAUCUGUUGAUUAAUUGAUUUAAAGGUUACUUUGUUGAUGAAUUUUUUUCCUUUCAUGAAAACAAAGUUCCAAAGACGAUGUCAAAAAGCAUUUCUAGUUGCUUUGUAACUGAGGUGAGCUGUUAUGAUUUGUAGUGAGCAGAUGUCAUAGUUGUUAUCUUCAUGAAGCACCUGAUAGUCAUCAAAGGUUAAAAUUCUUUUACCUUGUUGAAACUUUUGUAGGUGCUAUAAGCAGUGGUAAGAUUAUUUUGUGGUUGUGUAUUUUUUCUUUCGGAUUUAUUUAUUAUUUUUUUCCCCUGAUUGAUGAGUUGUGAGACUAUUCAAUACUGUGUUAAAAUGGAUUGUCAGAAAUCUGGAAUUGUUCCAUUUUGAGGACAAUGGUUCAUAUUUAUUAUGUUAACUGGAGUCAGGCUGUUGUUUUUUUUUUUUUUUUUACUCAUGCAUGUAUGUAUGAAUACUUAAUGUUAUUUUAAACUAUUUUAUAACUCCAU
Molecule: messenger RNA, 4602 nt
Organism: Liolophura sinensis
Lineage: Eukaryota; Metazoa; Mollusca; Polyplacophora; Chitonida; Chitonidae
Product: tubulin polyglutamylase TTLL7-like
Exons: 18
Coding region: 148-2871 (907 amino acids)
Biological process (GO): microtubule cytoskeleton organization; protein polyglutamylation
Cellular component (GO): ciliary basal body
Molecular function (GO): tubulin-glutamic acid ligase activity; tubulin binding
Source: RefSeq, a predicted model, not a curated record